Suillus plorans is the source of this 1383-nucleotide messenger RNA. RefSeq lists its product as uncharacterized. The coding region runs from base 1 to 1383 and encodes 460 amino acids. The transcript is spliced from 7 exons. The record is from RefSeq and is a predicted model, not a curated record. NCBI's taxonomy places the organism in Eukaryota, Fungi, Basidiomycota, Agaricomycetes, Boletales, Suillaceae.
AUGGAAGACAUCGGAUGGAAUGGAAAAUCCCCUCAUGAAGAGGGCCCCAACUUCUGCCGGUUAGUAAUGGUACCAUCGACACACAUGGAACGAGAAGUGAGCAUGAUGACUGAGAUACCUUAUGAGGCCAACGACCUACAGGACAAGUGGCGCGAGGAUCUUGUUGCGAUGGUCCAGCGCCAACACGAACGCUGGCCAUUCAAAGAGGGCAAGAGGCGCUUCACCUCGAAGACAAACAUGGUGCACAUGCGCGCCGUCCUCCUCAACCCAGCAUAUGGCUUUACGAGGCCUCAAGCCACUGCUUCCAAACAAGUCGCAGCUCAGCGCAGCAAUGCUGUGUCUGCGGAUGGGCCAAUUCCACCACCACCACCACCGCCGGUGCUGUCAUCAGCACCUUCGCCACCUCCAACUCUGCCACCACCUUUGCCUCUGGCACUGCCAUCUCUGCAACCUACCACUGUUCAAACUGAGGAUCCGGUGGGGACUGAGCUCGAACAUGGUGCUGAGAUGGACUUUGGUAGCUGCGCCCUGCCAGGUUCGGCUGUGCAGGAUGUGGAUCUCUAUGUGGACUUUAUGCAUCCUAGUGCUGACCUUGAGCGCUUUGCGUACUCAGUCACUCUUGAGCAGGUUGGUGCACUGAAUGACCUGACGGGUGAGUGGCAAGGAAGCACCAUGCAGCUCAUUGAACGGCUGCAUGAGAAAGCUCCUGGCAUUGAAGAUGCCUUGGAUAUCACGUACCCAGAUCCAGCUCACCCCGAGUAUUUGCGGCGGCUUGUGUCUGCUGCUGCGGGUGGACUGCUGCGUUCAGCCCCAGAUGCUCCCAGCAUCCAUAUUCCAGCGGACAAUGUUCUGACGCUGCAUGUUAGGUUUGGGCAGAUGAGGGCAGCUGCCACUGCUCCUACUCCAGGCGCUACUUCUGCUCCAGGCACUGCUCAUGGCCAGCGCUGUGCCACUGCAUCUGGCUCCUGCGCAUCUCAAUCCCGCACUGCCACAGCAUGGCUUGCUGAGAAGGCACAGGAGGAGCCUGGGUAUGCUGCCUUCAAGGCUGGCCAGCACCGCAUCCAACCCAAUGCAGCUGUUGUGGCAUCAUGGCAGUUUGCUGUGCAAUUCUGUGAAAGGUACAGCCAGAAGCCAUGUCCUGAACUGAGUGACAGCUGCCAGCCUUGGAGCCUUGUGAGAGGACCACACAUCAAGAAAAAAGAUGUGCAGGAUGCCCUUGGGGUGGGAUCAAUGUGGAUGGCUGAAGCACAGCAGGCAGUGCACAUCUUGCGGCAAUAUGGUGAAGGGGGAAGCUCACCCAGGCAGGCUGUGAUAGCCAAGUGUGCUUCAACCAGUGAGAAGGCUGGUGCACGAGAUCUUUUGGCCUAUCUGCGCAUGCAGUGA